ACAUCCAGAGAAAAUGAAAAUGAUUCCACGCACACACACACAGUACACACACACUCGCCUUAUAUAUAAGCCAUCGCAGUCCAUCUUGGACGCUGAUCCACUCGCAUCAAAUCUUGGCACACGCACAUACAUUUAUAUGUAAUCUGCAUCGCUAUUUUGAUUCAGAUAGAUAGAUAGAUGGUGACGACGAUGGGGCACGUGGUGGCGCUCCUCUCCGCUGCCCUCUCCGGCUCCGGCUCCGGCGGCGUGGUCGGCUGCGGUCGCCACGACGACCACUACCACUCGGGCGGCUGCUGCGUGUGCAUAUCGAGGUUCCGCGACGGGGAGGACAUACGCAGCCUGCCGUGCGGCCACGCCUUCCACCGGCAAUGCGUCGACAGGUGGUUGGCGCUGUGCCGCCGGACCUGCCCGCUCUGCCGCCUGCACGUCGGCGGCGUGACAGAUGAGCACCAGCUCAGCGACGACCUCGUCAUCUGGUUCUCUUCUCUCUUCGUUGCCGGCUUGUAGCCUGUAGGAACAUCAGUCCAUCGCUGCUCUGCGGUGUAGGCUCUUAGUCGAUGAGCAUGUCAAGCAUUUCUCAUGGAGAAAUCUCACCGCUCGUGGCGGGCCCUACUUCUACCCCUUGUUCUAGGCUUUGCUUCACUGAUAUAAGUGAUAAACAGUUCAAUAUGGAGGCUCAUGGCACCAAAAAGUUAAAUUAUGUCAAA
Messenger RNA from Triticum aestivum (bread wheat), 707 nucleotides. RefSeq names its product probable E3 ubiquitin-protein ligase XERICO. Gene Ontology annotation, cellular component: plant-type vacuole. The transcript has a single exon. Gene Ontology annotation, molecular function: ubiquitin protein ligase activity. Bases 178 to 507 code for a protein of 109 amino acids. NCBI's taxonomy places the organism in Eukaryota, Viridiplantae, Streptophyta, Magnoliopsida, Poales, Poaceae. The record is from RefSeq and is a predicted model, not a curated record. Gene Ontology annotation, biological process: protein ubiquitination; ubiquitin-dependent protein catabolic process.